AUGACCGGGUUUAGCCCGCCGCCAUUGCGCGCACCAACGGCUUGCGUUGCUUGCAAUAAGAAAAAGCGCUCUGGUACACAACAGGGUUUCUACCUUGCUAACCUUUUCGCAUCAGGUCCGCUGCAUUUUUGGAGAAGACACAAGUACAUGCUUGAAUUGCCAGCGGCAUGUAUGGCCUUGCUUGUGAGUAUUGCGAGCUUAUCAAACACAAGCCGAUUUUUGACUCAAUCUAGUCGGCGAGAACGCAAGAGAAAACGUCGGAACACUCUUAACAGCCAGACCAGCGCUGGGAGAGUGGAAAAUAGGAUCCAAAAGCGUCGAUCUACCCUGGAUGAAGCUGGGCAGCGGAACUGUGUGACGUCUAAGGAAGACGGGACUUCGAUAGACGAGUCAGAAAACGAUGCAACCCACAUUGGUUUUCCACCCCGACAUACCCCUCGGAGUACUUCUUUUGAGUUAGAGCCAAGGGGGACUCCACAACAAUCGAUUUGCUCAAACCCAUACUCAUCAGUGUCAAGUUUGAGUUUUUUGGCCAGGUCCCGUUAUUUUGAUGAUGCAAUGGUCAUCAAUGAAGACCAAGCCAGAUCAUAUUCAACCGCAGACGCAGAUGGACCAACAGAGGAUGAUAUCCAACUGCUACAGCUUCAAAGAGCCUUCGAUCUUCCACCCCGAGCGGUACGUGAUGGUCUUAUAAACACCUUCAUGGAAAAAUGCUCUCCUUGGAUGCCGAUUGUUGAACGCAGUUGGCUGGAAGAAAGCGGAUCUCAAAAACCAUCAAUACUGCUUCUUCAAGCGAUCUUUGUUGCUGCGAGUCGAGUCACCUCUGCUCCAGCUGUCACUGCCUAUGCGUCAACCCAUCAGUUUUAUCGACGCGCGAAGGCCUUAAUCUGGUCCGGGUACGAGAAGAACCCAAUGACCGUGGUCGCUGCUGUGUGUAUCCUACAUUGGUACAAUCCCGAAGGCCCGGAACACGUCUCAACCAACACGAGUGGAUUCUGGCGAUAUGUUGGGGUUGGACUAGCCCAUCAAAUUGGUCUUCAAAAAGAGCCUGCGAACACGAGGAAUGCAGCGCUUCGACGUCGUCUUUGGUGGACAUUAUUUGCCCGAGACUGCUUAAUCUCCGCUGGACAGGGUCGCCCACUCGCAGUCAAUAUAGAGGACUGUGAACUUGCUCCUCCUCGUUUAGAUGACUUUGAUGAUUCAUGCUCAAACGCGUCUCUUUUCAUUGCCUAUGUUGAGAUCAGCUCUAUACUGGGCCAUCUCACGCAGCACUGCCGUCGCAAAACUCUCACACGUCAGAUACAACAAAAUAUUGAGAACCAACUGUAUCGCUGGACACGAGACCUUCCUGCUUCUUUGAGCCUGUUUCAGACACCCACGACGUCAGCAGAAUUUGGCCGCCAAGCACAGAGCACACUCAGUCCAUACAACUUCGAAGCACGCCAACUGCAUAUCCCAUAUUUUAUCUGCCUCGCAAUACUGUGUCGUCCCAAUCAAGGAAAGUCCCCUUCUCCGGCAGUGGUUCUCGCUUCAUCGUUUGUUGCAGGCAUAUUCGAAGAUUUUCUCGCCCGAGAUGAAAUACAAUUUCUCGGUCCCAUCUUCACCUUUCACCUCUUAGCUGCUGGAAUCGGCUUACUCUCGAGUAGCAACACACCUUCGCUGUGUACAAAGGCGGAGAAUAGUCUCCAAAGCAUUUAUCUCUCACUGGACGUUCUUUCUCAACGCUGGUCGUCCGCCAAAGGGAGCCUCAGGGCAUUGAAAAGCAUCGCCGAUAAACAGCAAAAUUCGACAAGGCCCUCUGAUGACUCGUCAUCGGUACUGCCGCAAGAGCAACAGGUCUUUUUUCAAGGGUUUGGACCCGAAAUAUCCUGGGCGUGGACCUAUUUCAUGCCUCCAGCAGCCGCACCGAGGACAGUGGAGUCCUGGGAGGUGCACACGACAGCUGACCAUCCCAGUGCUCCACUCGAUUGUUUCACCGAAUCCCAGGUCCCGAAUGCCGUUGCUUCUUCAGCAGACGAGUAUCGACCGCUUACCACAAUCCUCGACCCCCAUGUUGGUUUUUCCAUGGGGGGCAUGGCACGGGAUAUAGGUGAUGAUCUUUUCCAUAAUCAAUACCAAGGCAUGGGAGACUGGUUAUUUAAAGACUUGGACUGGAAUGGGGACGCCACUUGGUAA
Penicillium argentinense is the source of this 2175-nucleotide messenger RNA. Its product is annotated as fungal specific transcription factor domain-containing protein. Bases 1 to 2175 code for a protein of 724 amino acids. Gene Ontology annotation, biological process: DNA-templated transcription. The transcript has 3 exons. The record is from RefSeq and is a predicted model, not a curated record. Gene Ontology annotation, molecular function: zinc ion binding; DNA binding. Lineage: Eukaryota; Fungi; Ascomycota; Eurotiomycetes; Eurotiales; Aspergillaceae.